UUGUUUUGGCCAGACAACCUGUAGUCUAUACUCAUUGUGUCCUUCCUGCAUAAAGAAAGGUCUGCGGCAAUGCACAACAGCAGGGCUUGUUGGUUGUAAGUUCCUGCAGCACUCUGGCCAGUUCGUUGACGUAAUUCUUCCAGAAUAAGAAAAGCGCGUUCACGAAUCUCAUAUACUGUACAUGAAUGAACACGGUGCACGAGUAGAGUGUCCUCGCGAGCGACGUAUCUCAGACAGCACAUCACCAUGGUGAACCCCCUGUUGUAAAACUCACCAGUUUUAUCUUUUCUUUUUUUUUUUUGCAUUUACGCUGCAUCUAGGAUCUGAUGUCUGCAUCAAGCUUUCUAAACAGUUUAACUGCAGUGUAUAGAACGUUUUAGAUCUGUCAGUUGUUAGCAAAUGUAUCUUUUUACUGUGGAAUCUUAAUAAAUGGUUUAAUCAGUACUUAAUGCUUUCUGAGGUUAAUAGAUGAUUUACCAAUAGUAAACAAUAGUUUUAAGCCAUCAAUUAGAAAACUGUCCAUUUGACCCCUUUUUUAAAAAUGCUGCAAAACUUCAAGACAAAAAUGUAUUUAGCCACAUUUAAACUAUCCCAGGUAGCCAAAAUGAUUUGGUUCAAUAUUAGCCCACAUCUAUCAGACCAGAUGAACUAAUUCAACUGAGUCCGGUUGCGGUAUACUUGUGGAACACGGUUAUAAAUGACACACCAGAUUCAGCUCUAGCUUGGUUACCGACACUAAACUGACGCUGGCUGGACAAUGCCAGCUCAGGGCCACAAUCACAUCAACCAAAACAGCAGACCUACCCAAUGCUGGCACAAACCUGUAUGCCAAGACCUAAUAUAUGUCACAAGUCAGGGUCAUGGUCUACCCAACAAAACUGACAAAAUUCACCAAUAUCUAAGUCUGCAGACAGCUUUGAAAAAUGUAAUAAGUGAGCCAUUGUUCCACCAGGGCUAGCUGUGGCUGAUUUUGAAAUUAAAAAAUGACAUAAAUUUAUUAAGAAUGACACAAAUCGACUUUUUAGCUGAAAGCCAUAGCUUAAAUAUACUUGUAUUUAAUGAAAAGCAGAUUUCAAAUACUUUUUUGCACACUGUAUCUUUACUUGUGAUGAUUUUGUUCCCCAAAAAAAACUCCAAAAUUCAACAUAGAUAAAAAUGGAAAUGUUGUUCCUGAAAGAAUCCUUCCAGGUUUAAGAUGUGUAAAAGUACGCAGUUCAAAAUAAUGACUUUGUUACUUCAUUAAAAAUCCUAAAGGUCACCUCUACUCCUCACAAGCUAGAAAUACCUUGAAUGUUUUAAAGUAAACAGUAUUUGUUAGCAUUUGUAUCAACCUGCUAAGAUCUGAAACUGCAGAAGUGAUUGCUUAUUUGGAAGUGAAAGAAAUUUGCAGGGUUACUGGUAGCGAUAACCAAAAUAGCAUUAUAUAUUCACCAAUGUUACCGCCCUGCACAUCCAAUAAAACACUUUCAAGUAAUUCUGUCAGAUGAAAGCUCUGCUCAAGCUGAAAGUAGGGGGAGCUGUCGUGGGAAUUUCAUGAUUUCACCAGACACUAUAAUUUGCCCCACCUUAAAAUGUAGAAAAAAUCCAACAGAGGAGCCAAGUGGAUAUCAAUCACUUACCAGUGUGGGAAGAGCAUUGACUGAGUUACUAAGUUGCUUUAAAUUCAAGGGUCUGAUAUAGAACUUGGUCACAGAAAAUAUUUUUAAUUGCUUGAGCUUAAAGAUUGCAAUUGAGCAUUGAAAACAACUGUUUUAGAUUUGGUGAUCCAGGCAUAGUUCAUGCACACAAGUGCUUUUUAGAGUAUGUUUUCUUAAUAUUUUGUCUUUAAGGACAAAAUCUCCAUCAACGUGUAAAUGCAAAAACACAACAGAAGCACUUUUAAAAGCAACAAUAAAACCCUAAAGCCAUACUGGGGAAUUGGAAGCUUGAAAAAAGCUGUUACUGAUUCAUGGCAGACUACCAAUAAAGACACAUCAAAGAAGGAAAGAAGGAGAGAAACGUGUAUAUAUAGACUGCUUCUAACACCUCUCUGUCUUGGUAUUAUGGAAGAAUAGCUACAUUUAUCUGAAAAAAUGGAAAAAAAAUCUUGUUUGUAAAGUAAGCACCAGCACUAUUUUGGCCAUGUCCACCACCACACAAAAUUGUAAACAAAGGAGAUAGUGGCACACAUUCAUCACAAGCCAGAAAUACUUCCCUGUCCACACUACAAAAGAAGUUUCUGAAUAUCUUCACCCUUGAAAGAGUUUUCGAAAAGCUCAGUUUUCAGUAAACUUAAACUUCAUCUGUGUGCAAAGUAAAGGCCACAAAACAUAGAAAAGACUACAUUUAAAUGACAGCCAUGUAGGUGUGGACAGGUCAAGAGCUGAUGAUGAUCUAUUGUCAUACAUGCUGGCUCACUGGGAUGCGUCAUCUAAAAACUGACCUAUCAUUAACAACGUGUUUGUCUGCAGCGAAAAGUCAAAAUGACUGCUGUGAAUACGAUCUUUUGUGCUUGCUUCCUCACUUUGACCAAGUUGGAGCAGUUUUACCACUUAUAUUGAUUUUGUCAGUGAUAACUGUGUUUUUUCUCCUAACUCAAGCAAAAAUGCCCUCUGUUAAAAAUUAUUAUCAGGCAUAAUAAUUCUAGUCAUCUGUGUGGGUUUGACAUGAUGAUAUAAACACCUCCACAUGAAUGGCCUACUCUAACAGAUGUAAUAUUCCCAAUUCCACUUCAUGUUAGGACUAGGAGGACUUUUACAGACUGUGGGCGCUUGACAUGUUCCCACUUAAACCUACAGUAUUGUGUAAAUGUUUUAGACACUUUAGAUGUUCAAAAUGUUAUCCAUUGUGCGACACCACUGGACACUAGGACCCGUACUAAGCCUCAGCUUAUGACGUUUGGAAUCACACAAAGAGACCGAGGCAACAGUGACAAUCCCAAUCCACAGAAAGAAAGUUUCUAUGAUAACUGAAAGUGUGACACAAAUCAUAUAUGUUUGUGUGAUUACAAAUGGAUAGGAUGGUUUUUCUUGCUUUCUUUCUGUCUUUGUGUUUUUUUCCAUGUCACUCUCAAGUUUGCACCUGAGAGUGAUAAUUGUGACACGUUCCCAGUGUCUGUAUGUGUGUGUUUGUGUAGUUUUGCUGCAGAUGAGUCAUGUGUUUGGGCAUGUGGCACCACCAAAGCAGUGUUCUUGCGUGAGAUAUCUCUCCUAAGUGUGUUUUCCACAAGAAUUGUUUGGGUUGGCGUCGAUACAGAUACGCGUGUAGACUAAUCACUCAGCCAGGCGAUCAGUAGGCAUAUCCUGGUAUUGUCCUGCUGAGUACGUUUGAUGGUGUCAGUCUGCAGGCACCAAGUUGUGGACGGAACAAAAUUCUGCCCUUCUUGACAUAACCUGGUGAAGGGGAGUGGUCUCCAGGAACAGCCAAUGAAAGCUGGGUGGGGGUUCGGGCUUCGCUAUAAAAUAGAGAUUCCAGUGAGGUUUAAGGUCUGCGUGUGCAAUAAGGCAUUUCUCCCUGUUCACAUCACAUCACAUCUUAUUGCAAUUACUAUGUGAGGUCUGAAUGUGGAUUUCCUAAUUUUGCAUUGUGUUUGCCUUCUCUGGAGUCUGGAGCCAUGGAGGUAGGAUUCACUGGACUUUGUAAAAUUGAAGAAAGGGAUUUCUAUGACAAGUUGACCAUAGAACACAGAGUAGUGAUAUUAAAAGAUUAGUUGAUGGUGAUAUUUGUAUAGGUGAUGGUGGCAAUCAUAAUCAUAUUUAUGUGUGUGUUUCAGGUGUGUAUCAGGAGGUAUUUGCAAGAAAUUGUCAUCUUUCUGCAUUUGACAGCUUACGUGGCAGGUAUGACAGGAAGAUGCAGUCUGUUCGGACGACACCACGUUCACACAUUUGAUGGGGUUUUGUACGAGUUUCCUGGAGACUGCAGCUACCUUCUGGCUGGAGACUGCAACCAUCGCUCCUUCACACUGCUGGGUGACUUUCUAAAUGGCAAAAGAACUGGAGUCACGCUGUUUCUUGGGGAUGCCUUUGAGUUGCACCUGUCCGUAGAUGGACGGCUCUCACAAGGAGAAAAAAGACUGUCUCUGCCCUAUGCAUCUCACGCUGUGUUUGUGGGCUCAGAGCUUGGGUUUUAUAAGCUCUGGAGCGAGGAGUUUGGCUUCACUCUCACCAUUGAUAAUGCUGCCAACAUCGCCUUGACACUGACCAAACAUCAUGCCAACCGCACCUGUGGCCUCUGUGGCAACUUCAAUGCUGUGUCAGCUGAUGAAUAUACUUCUCAGGAAGGUUUCCUAACAGAGAACAGUUAUGACUUUGCAAAUUCAUGGGCAGUGAUGGGCGCCGAUCAGGCUUGUCGACGCGUCUCGAAUCCCACCCAAUCCUGUAACAGCACAAAAGAGACUUCAACGAUUUUGUCCAGCUGCAGCGUGUUGCAGACCUCCAGUGUGUUUCGCCAGUGUGCCCACUUGGUCGCUCCCGAGGCGUUCCUGUUGCUGUGCCAGCUGGAGGCCUGCUACUGUGCCCACGGUUUCACAGAGGACUGUUACUGUCCAGUCCUGUUGGAGUACGCUCGCACAUGCCACGCUCACGGGGUACUUCUUCGUGGCUGGAUGGAGGAUAGUCAGUGCUACCCCAAGUGUCCAAUCGGGAUGCAGUACAGUGAAUGCACCAAGUCCUGCUCUACAACCUGCCAUAGUCUCAACAUCCAAGAAGUUUGCAAGGAAGAGUGUGUGGACGGUUGCACCUGUCCUGUUGGUAAAGUUUUAGAUGGAAAUCGCUGUGUGGAGGUUUCUCAGUGUUCCUGUGCGCACAUGGGACGACAUUUCCCUCCAGGAUCCACCAUCUCUCAGGACUGCAAUACCUGUGUGUGUCGUCAUGGUUCCUGGGAAUGCACCAAUGAAGGCUGCCCUGGUGAGUGCUUAGUGGUUGGGCAGUCUCACUUCAAGACCUUCGACAACAAGUUCUUCACCUUCACUGGCCACUGUCAGUACCUGCUGGCAAAGGACUGCACACAGGACGAGUUCUCUGUCAUAAUUGAGAAUGUGCAGUGCGCAGAUGAUCAGGAUGCUGUGUGCACACGCUCAGUGACACUCAGUCUGCCCUCUCUGGAGAACAUGACAGUAAAGCUGAAGCACGGAGGACUUGUUUCUGUCAACAGCAUGGACAUCCAGACCCCAAUGCAUCAUGGUCGUCUGCAUAUUCAGAGGUCUGUUCAGACUUCUGUGAGUGUAAAGUUUGGUGAUGACCUCCGUCUGGACUGGGAUGGGCGUGGUCGUGUGCUUUUAAAGCUGGGACCUCGAUGGGCAGACAGGACCUGUGGUCUCUGUGGAAAUUACAACGGUAACCAAGGUGACGACUUCUUGUCAGGCUCUGGACUGGUUGAGGCGGGUCCUCAGGCAUUUGGCCAGGCCUGGAGGAUCAAUGGAGACUGCGAGUCGACUCAGAAACAUGAGACUGAUCCAUGUGCCGCUAACCCCAAAAGAGUGCGUUUUGCAGAAGAGGCCUGUGCAGUGAUGAUGUCAGACAUGUUCAGUCCAUGCCACUUCCUGGUGAACCCAGGUCCAUUCCAGCGGUUCUGCCGGUAUGAUGUGUGUGCCUGUGGUGACGGUGAAGGUUGCCUCUGCUCUGCUCUGUCUGCUUAUGCAGCUGCCUGUGCUGCCAGAGGAGUGCUGCUGAACUGGAGGUCUCCUUCACUCUGUGAACUGGAGUGCACCGGAGGGCAGGUGUAUCAGGCCUGUGGGAGUGUGUGUGACCGGACAUGCAACUCUCUGUCUGGAGCUGAGGCUGGCUGCCAAGGGGAGAGAGUAUGUGAGGAGGGCUGUUUCUGUCCUGCUGGGAAAUACCUGAGUGGCUCCGGGGAAUGUGUGACAGCUAACCUGUGCACCUGCCUGCAUGAUGGACAGCUCUAUCAGCCGAAUGACGUCUAUGCAGAUCACAACAGCAUUUGCUACUGUGAGAAUGGCUCCAUGCGCUGUAGUUCCACUGAAAUAGCUUCAAUGCUGUCUGACCUCUUCUAUGACGACGACCUGGCGCCAUCCAGAGAGCGGCGGUCAGCUCAGUGCCCUCCUCCACUGCUUCGUGCAGGCUGUGAUUCAGGCGAAAAGGGUCUGGAAUGCGCCAGAACCUGCCAGAAUCUGGACCUGCCUUGUGUCAGUCUUGCCUGCAUCCCCGGCUGCCUCUGUCCACCCGGCACAGUGCGUCACCGCAGGGACUGCAUUACACCAGAGCAGUGUCCCUGUUACCAUAACAACAGGCUGUAUGCAGCAGGACAGACUAUAUCUGUGGACUGUAACACCUGUGUGUGUGAGAACAGAAAGUGGAAGUGCACAGAGAAGGUGUGUGAUAGUGUGUGCCGCACUGUCGGGGAGGGACAUUACAUCACUUUUGAUGGCCUCAAGUACUCCUUCCCUGGUCUCUGUCAGUAUGUCCUGGUCCAGGAUAUGUGCAAUGGGGAAGAGGGUUCCUUCAGAGUGCUGGUGGAAAAUGAAGCCUGUGGAAUUGUGGGACAUCGCUGCGCAAAAGCUAUCACCAUCUUCUAUCAGGGCGGGUUAAUUAUAAUGCAGCAUGGAGAGGUGAAGAUGAAGAGGCCAGUUCCACAGGGCUCACAGGUGGAGAUUGUCCGAUCGGGUCAAUUUUACACCCUGCUGCUGGGGAAGCACAUUUCCCUGAGUUGGGACAAGGGAACUCGCCUCCUGGUUCACAUCUCAGCUUCAUACAGGGGCCGUGUGUGUGGUCUGUGUGGUAACUUUGAUGGGAAUGUCAACAACGACUUGAUUAGCAGCAACAACCAGAUGGAGGUGGAUUCUUCACACUUUGGGAACUCCUGGAAGGUUGUUCCCAGCUGUGCUGAUGUAACAGAGAUUCGUGCUCCUUGCAGCAACAACAUUGUCAGGUUGGUAACGGUGGAGCAGUCGUGUCGUGUGAUCACGGGUCCCCUCUUUAAAGAAUGCAACAGCCAGGUGGAUGCAGAGCCAUAUGUAGAGAUGUGUGUAGAGGCGGCAUGCUCAUGCCCAUCAGUGGGUGACUGUGAGUGUUUCUGUGACGUUAUUGCAGCCUAUGCACAAGCCUGCUCAGAGAGGGGUGUAUCCAUCAACUGGAGAUCCAAUGAUCUUUGCCCCAUGAGCUGUGAGGAGCUGAACCCUAGAAUCUCAGGUGUAGGGGAGGAGUUGUGCCAGUGGAGGUAUAACACUUGUGGCCCUGCCUGUCCAAUCACCUGCCAGCAUCCAGAUCCACUCCACUGUUCACUCACAUGUGUGGAAGGCUGUCAUGCCUACUGCCCACAAGGCCAACUACUGGAUGAGGUGGCCAUGCGAUGUGUAGAUCCUUCUCAGUGCCAGGUGUGUAUCCAUGAGGGUCAGAGAAUCUCCCACGGCAACAAGGUCAUUCUGAACCACGAUGACCCCAACCACUGCAAGAUAUGCCAUUGCGACAACAACACCCUGACCUGUGAAGCUUGUACCUCCCUCACCUUGUUCACCACUCCUACACCAACACCUGCCUACACCACCUUCCCAUCCAUGCCCUUCACCACCUUGAUGCCUGAGGGCACAUGUGACCGUGCCAUGGAUCUAGCAUUCUUAUUAGAUGGUUCAGAAGCCCUGAGCGAAGACGAAUUUCAGGCAACAAAAGAGUUCAUACUGGGAGUGGUGGAGCGGUUCCGCAUGGGCUCAGCUCACACUCGAGCCACAGUUCUGCUUUACCACUCUGGAGUCAAAACAUAUGACCUGCAGGUUCAGAAGUGGCUGUUUAAGAAGACUGUUCAUGAGCUGCAUUACACAGGAGGAGAUGCAGCCUUCUUGGAUGAGGCCGUCAAAUAUCUUGCUAUCAACAUCUACGACAAGAAUAAGCGUGAGAAUGCUGGCCGCGUUGCCAUUAUUUUGACAGCCAGUGCCAAUCCUCGUCAUGUCCGUUCCAUUGUCAAGAUGCUCCGCAAAAAAGCCAUCACCACCCUGACAGUGGCACUGGGUCCUGGGGUAGACAUGGGGCAAAUUAAUGACAUUACCAAAGCCAAUGAGGACAACAGGGCUUAUGUGCUGAGCAGCACAGGUGAGCUCCCUGAUCGUCUGUUAGAGAUAACAGAUUACCUCUGCACUUUGGGGAUGGAGCCUGAGGUGGUUAAACCUCCAGCACCAAAAUCCACACCAGGUAAAGCUCCAAAGUCCACAACUACCACCACCCCAGUUCCUCACCUGGAGCCAAACCCCACACAUCUCCCCAACACUCGUGCAUCCACCGCACCCUCUGGCCUGUCUCCCAUCACCACAUCACCGUCCUCCCUCUCUCCAGCCAAAGAUGUGACAUUCAUCUUGGAAGGAUCCGAUUCUGUCGGUGAGACCAACUUUAACAAGUCGCUAAUCUUCCUGGAGGAAGUUAUCUCAAAGCUGACAGAGGAGGAAGAGUUAAUUCGCAUCACUGUGAUCCAAUAUUCAAUUACGGUCACUGUUGAGAUUAGUCGCUGGGAGGUGAGACACCACAGAACCCGACUGCUGCAACGACUGAGGGAGAUUCGUUGGAGAGGUGGAAGCCAAACAAACACUGGGACAGCUGUCACUACAGUUAUACGAGAAAUGGCUACAGUUCAGCCCUCACCCGGUCCCACCCCUCCGCAGCUAGUCUUCCUCGUGACAGAAAACCCACCUACUGACACAGUGACACGUCCACCAUCUACACUCACCACCACCCAUGUGUAUCCCAUUGGUGUUGGACCAAAAGUACGGGAAAUUGACUUGUUCCCAUUCAGCUCCCCUCAACGCCCGCUGAUGGUGGAUGACUACACCCAUCUGACAACACUGGUCCACCGCAUAGUCAAUAUCACACACACCACAGUCAUUCCACGCUCACCUACACUGCCGCCUCUAGUCAUCCCAACGCACUCCACCUUGCCACCCACAGUGCCGUGUAAGACACCUGUAGAUGUGAUGUUCCUGCUGAAGGCUGGACAGCAGUUUGAGGACAUGAAGACGUUUGUCAAAGCUUUCAUCAGUAAUUCUGACAUAGGGCUAAACACCACUCACAUAAGUGUGGUUCAGUAUGGUGACACCAACACAGCAGAGAUCACAUGGAAGAAUGAACAAAGCAAAUCGAAGCUCCUGAAACUGGUGGAGAGCAUUCCAAGCAGGACCACUGCAGCCCCCGCACUAGGCUCUGCACUGCGAUUCGCUGUGCAAACAUCCAUCUCGCCAGUCAGUGGCGGAAGAGUUGGUAUAGCCAAGGCUGUGGUAAUGCUGGUGACUGACAAAUCAACUGAUGAUAUCAAAGAAGCAGCUAAUGAGGCACUGGCGGCAGGUGUGUCAGUUUUCCCCAUUGGGGUUGGACCAGGCUAUGACAGGAGUGAACUUAGUGUGCUUGGUCGCCAUGGCAACCAAGACAACUCUCUGCACCUGAACAGCAUGGACCAGUUGCGGAUGUUGCUGACUCUGGACAAAAGUUACACUGAGCGCAUCUGCAGAGCGGGGCCACCAGGAGUGUGUGUUGAUGAUAAUGGAAAUGAGAGAAAGCCUGGCGAGUCCUGGCUGCUGGAGGACGGCUGCCACUCGCUCCUCUGCCACCCCAGCGGGGCAGUGACAGUACAGAAUCACAAAGUCAGCUGUGACAGACUGGAGCCGCCAGCCUGCAGGAACAACAUGCCGGCUGUCAGAGUCCAGGAGACCUGUGGCUGCCACUGGGAAUGCCCUUGCAUGUGUAUGGGCAGCUCCACCAAUCAUGUGGUGAGGUUUGACAGCUUGGCACUUAGGCUGGAUGGGGAGGGUUUGUGCUCCUACACACUUCUUACUGUCAGCAGAGGCGUCAGUGAAGGGUCAGAGGUCAAACUCCACAGUGGACCUUGUCAAGACUCUGCGAAUUACAACCAAGUCUGCAUGAAAGCCAUGGAGGUGAUCCACGGACCACAUAAGCUCCUGCUGAAGGAAAACAUGACGGCAGUGAUUGAUCGGGAAGAGCUUGCAUUGCCGUGGCGCUUCUCUGGCCUGGAGCUGGUGCGCUAUGGAGGAGUGAUGCUGCAGCUGAAAUCAGAUCAUGGCUACGUCUUGACUUUCACCCCUCAGAGCAAUGAGUUUACGAUCACAUUACUCAGCUCAACCACCAGUGGUCAAACUGCUGGACUCUGCGGUGCCUGCGGGGAGGAGAAAGUUAAUGUCCUCUCUUUACGCAAUGGCAACUCGACCACCGACCAGCCAGCCUUUAUCUCAGACUGGACUGUGGCUGAGGAUGGCGGUGUGUGCCUGCCAAAACGGAGGGCAGUGUGUGUGUCUGGAGCAGCGAUGGGAUGUCAGGCCCUCCGCUCAGAGGUGUUUGAGCCAUGUCACGCAUACAUUCCCGUUCAAGUUUUUCUCAGCAAGUGUGAGGAACAGGCAUGUGAGGAGUCCGAUGUGUGUGAGCUAAUUUCUGCCUACGCACGCCUCUGUAGACAGAGAGGUGUGUGCGUGGACUGGAGGAGCCCCCACCUCUGUCCAUUACAGUGCCCGACUUCCAUGGAGUAUGAUGCAUGUCGGACAGGGUGUGUACAGGACUGUGGUAGCCUCCAGACGUUGCCAGGCGACUGGUCGGUUGCUAGGGGUAACGAGUCAUCCUGUAUGGACACACCUACUGAAGGCUGUUUCUGUACUGGAGGGAUGGUUUUGCAUCACGGACAGUGUGUAUCACCAGAGGCAUGCGGGCAGUGUGUCGGCCAACAUGGGAAGACAUAUAUGUAUAUGCAGAGUUGGGUACCGGAUGAGAACCCAUGCAUGAUUUGCAUGUGCUUAGACCAACAGCGCAUCAACUGCACGGCCCGGCCCUGCAAUGAUGUCAAAGCUCCAGUAUGUGGACCUUGUGAGAUCCUGAAAGAGAAGAGAGAAUCCAAGUGCUGCCCUGAGUAUGAGUGUGUGUGUGAUCUGGUGAAUUGUGCCCUACCUGAAGUGCCCCGUUGUGAGGAUGGUCAGACUAUGUUGCUGAAAAACCCUGGAGAAUGUCAGCCUAUACACGAGUGCGUGUGCAAAAAGGAAGAGUGCGCUCUUCAAGCUCCCCCCUCCUGUCCAGCACAUCGCCAGCUGUCAGUCAAAAAGACAAAGUGCUGUGAUGUGUUUGAAUGUGCGUGCAGCUGCCAGAAUUCCACUCACAGCUGCCCCGCUGGGUUCAUCACAUCCACGUCUACCAACGACUGUGGCUGCACAGAGACCAACUGCCUGCCAGACAAGGUGUGCGUGGUGGGUGGCGUGAUUCAUCCAGUGGGUAGUGAAUGGGAGGAAGGGUGUGAGAAGUGUAGCUGCACCCAGCGACAGGACAAAGACACGUCACUCCACGUUGCUCAGUGUAAACCGCCAGUUUGCGAUCAGACCUGCCCUCUUGGCUCCACAUACACUCCAUCAAAAGGAGAGUGCUGUGGGAAGUGCACACCAACCAGCUGUGUGGAGUCAGUGGGAGAUAUGCGAGGGGACACACUUAUUGGGGGAAACUUCAGACGUGUGGGUGAGGUCUGGCCUUCUCCACAUGAUAAAUGUGUCCUACAUCAGUGUGUGAAGGUGAAAGAGGAGGUGUUCAUCUCUUCAACAAACAUCAGCUGCUCUGCUAUGGACGCUCCAUCCUGCCCACUGGGAACUGAGUUACGCUGCACCACCCAGGACUGCUGCCCUCGCUGCCACUGUGCCCCCAUGGAUGCCUGUGUUCUCAAUAACACUGUGAUCGGAGCAGGAGAGAGGAUGAUGAUGGAUCUGUGCACACACUGUGAGUGUAACGUGGAAGAAGGUGCAGUGAAGAAGCACAGACUGUCCUGCAAGCAAAUCAGCUGUCCCCCUUGCCCCAUGGGAUACACACCGCAGAAGGAGGAAAACGCUUGCUGUGACCGCUGUAUUCCCACUGCCUGCGUCAUGCAAAGACCGGAUGGAAACCUCUUCAAUCUGCCAGUAAACACCACUAGUGAGGACGGUUGCAGCUUGUAUACCUGUGGUGUAAACAGUAAAGGAGGUCUUGUCCUGCAGACCAAAGUGAAAAUCUGCCCUCCUUUUAACCACCAAGCCUGCCUGGACCAGGGGGGGAAAGUGAGUCGGAUUGGAACCACCUGCUGUGAAACAUGUAAUGAGCCAGAGUGUCGAAGGACAGCAGGAACACUUGACUACAUUAAAGUGGAUGACUGCCAAUCAGAGCACCAGAUAGAACUGCACUACUGUGAGGGAAAAUGUCGCAGUAAGUCCAUGUACUCCCUGCAGAGGGCUGCUGUGGAGCAGGAGUGUGUGUGCUGCACUGCUGUGGAGACAGAGCCUCUCAGUGUUCCUGUCUUGUGUGCAAAUGGCACUCACAGUCACCACACUGUCCAGUCUGUCACUGCAUGUGACUGUCUCUCCAAACACUGCACCUAGAGAAAGCAAGAGAGAAAGAGAGUUUAUAAAUGUAGAUGCUUUGUGUAUACCCAAGUACAAUAUAUCCAUAAAUACAUAGCUGCAAACAUAACAAUAAAACAAAGUUGCCAGUUUCUGUAAGCAUCA
This is a messenger RNA of Acanthochromis polyacanthus (spiny chromis), 12430 nucleotides long. RefSeq names its product von Willebrand factor (gene vwf). Bases 3713 to 12304 code for a protein of 2863 amino acids. The record is from RefSeq and is a predicted model, not a curated record. The transcript has 52 exons. Gene Ontology annotation, cellular component: extracellular matrix. Lineage: Eukaryota; Metazoa; Chordata; Actinopteri; Pomacentridae. Gene Ontology annotation, molecular function: growth factor activity. Gene Ontology annotation, biological process: blood coagulation; cell-substrate adhesion.